GAAUUUUUCCCGCGUUGGAUUAAUCAGCGCUCUUGUUUGUUACUCCGACGUCCACCAGAGUGCUCUCCUGUCGGAGAAAAAAUGCAUCAAGUGCAUCGAUUGCAGCAUAGCAAGUGUUUGUUGGGCGCGUCAUUUAUUGAUCUAUUGUUUUGAAUUUUAAGAUAAUGUAAGAUAAUGUAAGAAAGAUCUAUAAACUAAAUCUAUAAGUUGAAGAAUUUACAAUUUAAAUUUUUACAAAGAUAUAUAUAUUUAUAAAAUAAAUAUGUUAGAAUUAAAAAGGUUUCUGUUCUUAGAAACUUUUUAGAUAAAGAAGAAGAAGAAGAAGUUAUUAUUGUGCAUUGUAUUUUAAGUUGAAAAUGUACAACAAUAAGUUUAUAUUGUUCAUAUUUACAUUACAUUAUGUGAUACAAUAUAUAAAUGCUCAAUACUGUUAUCCAAAUUAUUGUGAAAAUGAGUUUACUACGAAGUCAGUGCCUGCUUCUGAAUGUCACUUUUUACCAUUACCACAGAGUUGUUAUAAAUAUUGGUUCGAUGGGUUUGAUAUAGUACCUUCUGGAGAAAAUCCAACUCUAUUCAAAUUGUCUGCAAAUGUCUAUCGUAUGGAAGAAUUUCAGAGAAAUACAACGACAAUUAAUUUAUUAGUUACCGACAUAGAUUAUCUUAGGUUAACUAUACGCUAUCAAAGUUUGUUAGAUGAAAAUAAUUAUAAGUGUAUGCAUGUUUCAUCUUAUGGAAACAAGACUGAUUUAGAAAGUAACAACAAAUUUUCUUUAUCGUGCUCUUUUUUAAGUCAAUCUUAUGAAGGUAGUCCUUAUCGAUUGCAGUAUUUUGUGGCAAGAGAAACAUGGCAGUACAGUAAAAAGCUUGUUUUUAUAAUUCCCCAUCAUGAGUCUAUUGACGAACAAUAUAAUAACGUUACUACAUACUUACCAUUCAUUUACGUAGACGUUACUGAUGCAUUUUUAUUCACGUUAUACAUACAACCAGUUCCUGCAAUAUACAACGUAACUGGAUAUAGAAUUUGGUUAAUAAAUAAUGAUACUGAUAUAACAAAUGAGAUAAAUGUUAUUCAGUCACAAAAUGAAGAAUAUAUAAAUUAUGAUUUUUCCAUGUAUGAUGGAAUUUAUUAUUUCAAAGUUGCUGCCAUGCAUCCUGAUUGCAGUAUAUAUGGAUGUGUUAAUGCAACCUCACCAUUCAUAAGUAUAAAAGAUGCAUCGAAACGUUUAAUCAUUAUGAUAAUUAGCGUAAUAUGGAUACCACCUGCGUUAUUAUAUGCUCUUUGUCACUUAUAUAAGUUAUGUAAAAAAAAUGCAAAGAAGAGAAGAAGAAAACCAAAUUGUUUGAUAGUUUAUUCGCCAACGUGCGAAUCACAUGUUACGGUAAUGACAGAAUUAACUAAAUAUUUAAGAUGCUGUAAUAUUAAUGCUGUGAUAGAUAUGUUAGAUAUCUCGGAAACCGCAUCAAAGGACGUUGAACUUUGGUGUAAAACCGCAUUUAAUUCUGCUGACAUUAUUCUAUUUGUGACAUCACCUCCAUUUAAUAAACAUAUAUCAAUGAAGUAUGAGAAUGUAGGCAGUUAUAUAUUAAAAUUGAUUAGAGAAGAUUUUAAACAAAGAAACAAAAGAUAUUACAUUUUACAAUUGCCAUAUUGUAAGCCAACAGAUUUACCUAAAGAGGCGCAAUGUUUUCAACAUUUUCAACGUUUUCAUAUGCCCGAAGAAUUAGCAAAAUUAGUAAAAACGGUUCAUCGAUAUAACUGUGUUACAUUUUUUGGUUUAUCCAAUAAAGAUAAACUAUUGGAAAGUAUAAAAUUAGCUCAAAUGGAAAUGUUAAACGAUGGCACUACUACUAACAACGAUCACAAAAGUGCUGAUGAAACUGACGAUCUUUUACCAUCCGUAGUAUCAUCAAAUAAUAUUAAAAAUGAAGAUUUGAAUAACGAGGACAACAAUUCUACGUCUAUGAAUGAUUUAAAGGAUGAACAUAAUUUGUUGAAACCAAAAAUAAUCGAAAUUGAAGAUGAAGUAACUGUUACCGUCCAUUUGAAUCCAGAUGAGAAGUAAUAAUAUAAAUGUGCAAUUUAGUAUUGGAAAAGAAAAAACAAAAGCAAAAAAAAAAAACAGAAGAAAAAACAUAUGAAAUAAAACAAUGAAUGUGUUUUGUAUCUCGUAUUACUCUCAAGACUGUUUUUAACAACGAUACACCUUUUUUUAAUUUAUCACAUUUUUGUACUCGGUAUUUAUAACGACGAACAUAUUUAAUAAAUGUUUACGAUAAUCAG
Molecule: messenger RNA, 2281 nt
Organism: Polistes dominula (European paper wasp)
Lineage: Eukaryota; Metazoa; Arthropoda; Insecta; Hymenoptera; Vespidae
Source: RefSeq, a predicted model, not a curated record